CGGGCCUUGGACGCCCCCAGCCCAGCACCGAACAACCGCGGCAGCAGCGGAAGGGUCUCUGUUCCUGCCUCAUCAUGUCACGACGAAGCCAGCGCCUUUCUCGCUACUCCCAGGGCGACGAUGACGGCAGCAGCAGCAGCGGGGGGAGCUCGGUGACAGGGAGCCAGGGCAGCGUGUUUAAGGACAGCCCACUCAGGACCCUGAAGAGGAAGUCCAGCAGCACAAAGCGCCUCUCCCCAGCGCCCCCGCUGGGUCCGUCCUCCGAUGGACACACCUCCUACUACAGCGAGUCCAUGGUCAGGGAGUCCUACAUCGGCAGCCCCCGGGCCGUGUCCCUGGCCCGGAGCGCCAUCCUGGACAGCCAGCUGCACAGCGACCCCUACUGGAGUGAGGACCUGCGGGUGAGGAGGAGAAGAGGUACAGGCGGCACGGAGAGCAGCACGCUCAACGGCCUCCCGGAGAACAAGGUGUCCGAGGACUUCCUCGGGUCCUCCUCGGGCUACUCCUCCGAAGAUGACUAUAUAGGGUACUCCGAGUUGGACCAGCGGAGCUCAGGCUCGCGGCUCAGGAAGGCUGUCUCUGGGGCGGGCUCGUUUGUGUGGAUGGUGGUCACUUCUCCAGGUUGGCUCUUCAGGCUCCUCUACUGGUGGGUGGGCUCGACCUGGUACCGCCUGACAACAGCCGCCUCCCUCCUGGACGUCUUCGUCUUAACCAGACGCUUCUCAUCCCUGAAGGCGUUCCUGUGGUUCCUCCUGCUGCUGCUGCUGCUGACUGGCCUGACCUACGGCGCCUGGUAUUUCUACCCCUUCGGGCUGCAGAGCCUCCACCCCGCCGUGCUGGCCUGGUGGGCCUCCAAGGGCAGCGCUGGGCCGCAGGGGGUGUGGGAAGCCAGAGACCCCUCCCCACAGCUCCAGGCUGAGCAGCGCAUUCUGUCCCGGGUGCACUCCCUGGAGCGGCGUCUGGAAGCUCUUGCCGCCGAGUUUUCCUCCAGCUGGCAGAAGGAGGCCAUGCGGCUGGAGCGCCUGGAGCUGCAGCAAGGGGGCGCUGGCGAGGGUGGCCGCGGCCUGGGCCAGGAGGACACCCUGGCCCUCCUGGAGGGACUGGUGAGCCGCCGCGAGGCUGCCCUGAAGGAGGACUUCCGCAGGGACACGGCCGCCCGGAUCCAGGAAGAGCUGGUCGCCCUGAGGGCAGAAUUCCAACAGGACUCAGAAGCCCUCCUCAAGAAGAUCGCCCAGUCCUCGCAGGACUCUGAGGCUCGGCUCCUGCAGCUGAAGUCCGAGUGGCAAAGGAUGACCCAGGAAGCGUUCCGGGAGAAAGCUGAGGCAGAGCUGGGGCGGCUGGAGGCGCAGCUGGCGGGCCUGCGGCAGGAGCUGGCCGGCCUGACCCUGAAGCAGAGCUCGGUGGCCGACCAGGUGGACCUGCUGCCGCAGCAGAUCCAGGCCCUGCGGGACGACGUGGAGUCUCAGUUCCCUGCCUGGGUCAGUCAGUUCCUUCUCCGAGGUGGGGGGGCACGCUCUGGGCUCCUUCAGCGAGAAGAGAUAGAAGCUCGGCUGCGGGAGCUGGAGAGCAAGAUCCUCGCCCACGUGGCCGAGGUGCAGGGCAAGUCGGCAAAGGAGGCCACAGCCAGCCUCGGGCAGGCGCUGCAGAAGGAAGGUGUGAUCGGGGUGACGGAGGAGGUGAGGACCCCCGCAGCUCGGCUGCUCGUCUGGCCUCCCGCCUGCCGGUGGCCGGUGCCCGGCUGCCCCUCCAGCUGCCCCUCCAGCUGCCCUCUCCUCUCAGGCGCCAGCGUUGUCAGCACCCGGUGUUCCGAGACCUAUGAGACCAAGACGGCCCUCCUCAGCCUCUUCGGCAUCCCCCUGUGGUACCACUCCCAGUCACCCCGAGUCAUCCUCCAGCCAGACGUGCACCCAGGGAACUGCUGGGCCUUCCAGGGGCCCCAGGGCUUCGCCGUGGUCCGCCUGUCCGCCCGCAUCCGCCCCACGGCGGCCACCUUAGAGCACGUGCCCAAGUCCCUGUCACCCAACAGCACCAUCUCCAGCGCCCCCAAGGACUUUGCCAUCUACGGGUUUGACGAGGACCUGCAGCAGGAGGGGACACUGCUUGGCCAGUUCACCUACGACCAGGACGGGGAGCCCAUCCAGACGUUUUACUUCCAGGACCCACAGAUGGCCACGUACCAGGUGGUGGAGCUGAGGAUCCUGACCAACUGGGGCCACCCGGAGUACACCUGCAUCUACCGCUUCAGGGUACACGGGGAGCCGGCCCACUAGCCGCCCCCCGUGCCGCCAGCGGGUCCAGCCUCGCAGCAGGUGCCGCCCUCUCCGGAGGGUGGGCAGCGCCCUGGCCACGCCGCCACACGCUUGCUCUGCUCAUCCAGGCGCGAGUGAGCUGCCCGCCCACUCUGCGGACAGGCCGGCCCCCGCCAGUGGCAGGCGCCGCGUCUGUCUGCGUCUGUCUCCUCGCGCCAGGCACCGCCUUUACUUCCCAUCAGGGGGUGUAAAUAUGUAGCAUACUGGGCUGAGGCAGGGUGGCCAGUUCCUGCAAAGGCUGUGAGAGCCAGCUGCCCACACGAGGUGGAGGAGCGACCCGUGGGAGGCGCCAGGGUGUGGCAGGCGAGCCCGCACCUACCGGAAGGCCCCUGGGGAGGAGGGUGCACGGGGCGGAGCCCGCCAGCAGGAAGCUCCAGGCAGGGGGAGCGGCUCCUCCAGCAGACGGGUGCCCCCACUAAGGCGGUUCCUGAAGAGCCGCCAUACACUGUAUUUGUUUGUCCGGGCUCGAGGGGACCUCUGUGCUCCCUGUACCCGAGGGUCUGGCCCCUGAGGGUCCCUGUCUGUAUGGCUGGGGGACCAGGGGUGCAGCCCUGAAUGAGCCCCUCCUGCUGGGGGACCAGGGCGAAUGUUCUUUCCUGACACUGGGACGGAGGCGCACACUGCUCCCCACUCUCGCUAGAACCUGCCUGUCCCCGAAGCACAGUCACAUUCCCGGGGGUGCAGGCAGCCCACCCCCUCCAUGACGGCGUCACCUGGCACCAGCUCAGAGGGUGGGGGAGCCCGGAGCUCUCCCGCUGUCCAGCGGGAGGCCUGGCUGCACUGCGGGGUGGCCCCAUCCGCCAGCCCACCGACGCAAGCGGGCCUCACCCUCGGCCUCUCUGCUCUUGCUUGGACUCUCUCCUUCUGGCUCAUCUGUGGGGACGGCUGGGCAGGGGCUGGGGGAGGGGGCGGGAGGGGCAGGGCAGGGCUCUUGGAUCCAGCAGGUUCUCCUGCAUUAUGUACAUAUUUUUCAAGGUCUGUUUUUUAACUGAUAAGCUACAGGCUUAACUCCUAGCCCCGUUCUGUGGGGCACUGGGUUAUAUUGGAGGGGGCUUGGGGGGAAGGUUCCAGCCACAUGGCUGGUUCUGGCCCGGGGGAGGGGAGGGCAGGGCUGGGCUAGAGUGAGGGCCAGGCCGGCAGGGAGGUGUCCACCCGCCUCCCACCUCCGCCCCCAGACAACCAGCUUUGCCCCAUGCUCUCCUGUCACAAAUGCUGCACUGUCGGUUCUUAGUUUUUUACCUCCAGAUUCUAAUUUAUGCCUAUGCAAAAAAUAAAUUAUGUCCGGGA
Molecule: messenger RNA, 3596 nt
Organism: Condylura cristata (star-nosed mole)
Lineage: Eukaryota; Metazoa; Chordata; Mammalia; Eulipotyphla; Talpidae
Gene: SUN2
Product: Sad1 and UNC84 domain containing 2
Exons: 17
Coding region: 75-2270 (731 amino acids)
Biological process (GO): nuclear envelope organization
Cellular component (GO): nuclear envelope; meiotic nuclear membrane microtubule tethering complex
Molecular function (GO): protein-membrane adaptor activity
Source: RefSeq, a predicted model, not a curated record